Molecule: messenger RNA, 3281 nt
Organism: Cinara cedri
Lineage: Eukaryota; Metazoa; Arthropoda; Insecta; Hemiptera; Aphididae
Source: the annotation of a GenBank genome assembly
CUUAUUGUAAUGAGUAAAUGGAAAACUUGUUUAUUUUGUAAUUCUUUAUUAUAAAUAUUGAAUAUGAAUUAUAUAUUUUUCAAUUUUUGUGAUAAAUAAUGUGUAAUCAUUCAAAUAGUGCGCCUUUUUAUCUUUACAAAACUAAGAAACCCUUACAAAAAGUUGCUGCUAGUGACGUGUGCAUCGCCGUACGUCAUCUCAUCGGUCUGCGCCCUAUGGUCACUUCAUAUACCCAUUGCUGCUGACUUGUUAUUUUUUACUAAUCUGCAGUGUAUACAAAUGCUGAACGCAUACAACAUUUUUAUGUGUAACGCCAAAAUGAAGUUUCUUAGUUUAUGUCAUUGUACACGUCUCAAUAUCUGAACUUUUACAUUUUUUAAAAUUUAUUUGAAUGGUUGGGAAAUUGGAAAUCAGUAUUUUAGAUAAUUUAGUGCAAUUAUACAUCUAAUCCAAAUUACCAAUUUUACUGUUUAAUUUUUUUUACAAUCUAGAUUUCAAGUUCCUUAUUAUUCUUGACAACUAUGUAUUUUGAAAAAUUAAUUUUAUUAUUUUUGUUUACAUCUUGCUGUUUAUUAAAUUGUCUUAUUAAAAGCCAAACAUUAGAAGUGAUUAAUGAUGAUGAACUAUUAGAUUUAUUUCAUUCCGAAAAUCAUGUACUCGUCUUAUUCAGUAUGUUGUUUAUGUCAUUUUUAUUUGUUUUAUGAUAUUUAUCAAUAUUAUGUUUUUACUGUUAUUUUCAUAAACAAAUAAUAUUGUGUUUUAUAUUAUAGCACUAAAAGAUUGUAAUAUGUGUAAAAAGUAUGAAGAGACACUGACUCAGAUAAGAGAAGAAGUAGUUGAUUCUUUAAAUGCUUGGGUUGUCAAAGUAGAAGGUAGUAAUUUGGUACACAUUUAUGAUCCAACUAAAGAACCAUCAUUAGUUAUGUUUCGAUAUGGUGUACCAUUAUUAAUACCAGAGUCCGGUAGUACCUAAUAAACAUUUUGUAUUUUGUCAUACUUCGUGUAUAAUGAUGUAUUUUAUAUUUUAGAAGCAAUUAACGAGGAAUUAUUGAUAGAUAUGAUAUUGAAUAACAGAGAUCCUAUUGUUAAAGAAUUAAAUGAUAAUAAUUUUGAACAUCUUACUCAGGCAUCAACAGGAGCCACAACGGGUGAUUGGUUUAUUAAAUUGUAAGUUUAAUAACGCCAAUGCCGGCAAUACACUCUCUGUGAAAAAUUUAGGUGAGAAGAGGAAGCUCAAGUUAGUGAGUAUACUAUUGAACUGCCUCGGUUUAAAAUACUAUACACACUCGUUUUGUGCCCAGUUUUGCACGGCAAAAAUUAUAGUUAUGUUCAAAAGUUUACUGUGUACUUUAUUUCUCACAAAUUGUGUCUUUUAACUCAGUCGCUAAAAACUAACUACAGACCAAACAACGUCAAAGCGAGACAGGUUGAUCAGAAUGGAGUGCAUCAAGUACACUAUAAUGAUGUCUCAACAAGAGUGUACUGCUGGCAUAAUAAUUUACAUUUCUUGUAGAUAAUUUUAGUUUAUUAUUGUCAUUAUUUUUGUUAUAGUUAUUCAUCUGAUAGCAUAGAAUGUCAGAGAUUGCAAGCUCAAUGGGAAACUGUGGGUGCUAAAUUAAAAAAUCGUGUGAAUGUUGCACGUAUUAACAGACACAUCGGGGGGGCAAUAACUUCUCGUAGAUUCAAUAUAAAUCAAUCACCUACAUUUAUUUUGUAAGUUAAAAAGUUUUAUAAAUUGUUUAAAAAAUAAAAUACAAGUUGGUAUCAUUUAACUUUGUAUUUUGUCAACAGAUUACGACGUGGUGCUAUGUACAAAUAUACAUUGUCUCAUGUUAAUGUUGAAUCAUUAUUGAAAUUUGUCGAAGAAGAUUAUAAUCUCACAGUUAAAAUACAAGUGCCUCAACCAAAGUCAAUGUUGUAAGUUUGUACAUUUAUUAUUAUUUUUGUACAUACAGUUGUUUAAAAUAUAAUUAUUAUUUUUACUUUCUAGUGAUGAUUUUGUACACAUGUGCUUUGAUAUGCUUAGGGAAAACCCAUUUUUUUGGAAGUUGAACUUGAUUAUAUUUAGUAUAAUAUUUGUGUGCAUUGCUGUUUUGAGAAAAGUAACAAAGGAUGACGAAUCUAAAGAAAAUGAACGCAAGUCAAAAAAACUAAAGACAUCAUCUAAAAAGUCUACCAAAAAAAGCAAAUAAUAUAAAAUAAGUUAAGUAGACAUCUAAUUGCUAAUAAGUAAAUUUUAUAUCUCAAAAGAAUUAAAUCUUUUUUUUUUUUAUUUUUCUUCUAAUAAAAUACAUAUGAGUUACCUACUAUAUCAAUUAAUGUAUAUUUUGUUAAUAUAAUAAAAAUUUAAAAAAAUGUAUAAAAUCAUAUUAUUUACUUAAUAUUUUGGUUGUAUAAUAUAUAUUUUACAUAAAAAUGUAUUUUAAACUCUUAAGUAUCAAAGCUGGACAGUACUUUUAAGUUAAUUUUUUACCAUUCUUAUGCAUAGUCUAUGCAUACAAACACUAUAGUAUAAAAAUAUUUAAAAAAUGUGAAGAAAAACUUAAUUGGUUGCGCAAAAUGGGUUUAUUUUUAUGUAAAAAAUGGUAAUAUUUUCUAUGUAUUCUUUAUUUUGUUUUUAUAUACUGUAGCAUUAAUUUCUUUGCAUUUAGAUGAUAUCCUAGCGAUGUUACGUUUUGUGUCUAACUUACAGAUGUACACACUGAUAAAACCAAAAAAAACAGCUAGCCGUUGUAUCCCAAGUGAAAGAAAAUAAAGGUUCAAUUCUACUGGAAUUUUGCUGUUAGGUCUUAGUUACUAAGUGUUACCAAAAUAACAACAAUCAGAAUUUUACAAAAGGUACUUGAUACAACGUCACUGGGAUACUAUCUUUUAUUGUACUUUUACUUGAUGAUUUUUUUAAAUUGAAACUGAUUAUAAUUGCAUUACCAAUUAUAACACUAGGCAAAGAUUUUUCUUCAUAUUUAAUAUAGGUAUUAUAUAUAUUUUUAUGUUUAUUUUAUUGUUAUCUAUUAUGUGCUGAUAAUUUACAUUUAUAAGGAAUAAUGUUAAUAUUAACUUAAAUUGACAUUAUAAAAUAGUAAAUAUUAUGAAAAAAAAAUAUAUGUACUGUCUAAAGUUCACAUUUUUUUUUAUGAGUAGCUACUAACUAGUAUCUUAACUACCUAAUUAUUUUUUUCUUCAAUUAUCUUGUAAUUUAGUAACGGUAACUUACUGUCAGUUAUUUACUAAAAUUUAAUACCUUGACCAGUUUUUUUAUACUUUAAAAGCCAUAAUUUAAC